Gasterosteus aculeatus aculeatus (three-spined stickleback) is the source of this 3037-nucleotide messenger RNA. It is a transcript of the gene map6b, whose product is annotated as microtubule-associated protein 6b. NCBI's taxonomy places the organism in Eukaryota, Metazoa, Chordata, Actinopteri, Perciformes, Gasterosteidae. Gene Ontology annotation, biological process: cytoskeleton-dependent intracellular transport; microtubule cytoskeleton organization; regulation of microtubule cytoskeleton organization. Gene Ontology annotation, cellular component: cis-Golgi network; Golgi-associated vesicle; microtubule. Gene Ontology annotation, molecular function: microtubule binding; calmodulin binding. The record is from RefSeq and is a predicted model, not a curated record.
CCCUCCGUGCCGGCCGCGCGCUGACGAGCGCAGGUUCACCGUGCGUCCUCACACCGCGGCCGUCUCCACGCGUCGCACCGGUGUGGGUGGGGUCCCUUUUGAUGCGCAGCGACACGGCAAAGUACACGUCCACAAGUCCAUUCAAACUUCGCCCAGAACCAGCCUGGCUGCGGGAGGAUCGGGAGAGAGAGAGGCGUCGGGGCUCUGCGUUCUGUGGUCUCGGGUAAACAUCGACAAGAGCGCAUAUAAUUACAUCAAGCUGCGCGGUGGAAUAACCCUGACUGCUCAGGAACUAGGUGGAGGUGUGUGCAGGGUGGGUGACCGGGCGUUUGUUCCUUUACGCGCAAUCCGACAUCUAGAGUGCGUUGCCCCUGCGCAUCUUUUUUAUCUCGCCCAGGCUCGAUAGUACUCGACCGUCAUGGCAUGGCCUUGUCUCACGCGCGCUUGCUGCAUCAACCGCUAUUGGACGGAGCUGGACAAAGCGGACGUCGCGGUGCCGUUGGUUUUCGGCAAAUACUCGGAUGCGGCCGACGCGCAGCAUCUUCCCCAUCACCCGCAGCCGAGACACAAGAGGGCCGGGGCGAUUGCCAUAGAAACCCAGCCCCAUCGCGCCGAGCAGGGGCCCGGGAAGGCACCGCCCGCGACGGCUGCCGCAGCGGGCAAAGAUGGCUCCGCGGCGUCCGUCAUGCGCCAAGACUUCAAGGCGUGGAGUGUGCGCCCCGAGCCGAGCUGCAAACCCCGGAAUGAGUACCAGCGCUCGGCCGCCCCGUUCAACACCGAAACGCAGUAUCAGAAGGACUACAAGCCGUGGCCUAUACCGAAGAAGCGCGAUCACCCUUGGAUACCCAGACCCGGCCCCGCCGCCUCCGGCGGGCCGGACCGCAGCGCAGGGAGCGGAAAGCUGGAUCCCGAGGCCGAGAGCGGCGUGGAGAAGAGCGAGAUCGAGGAGAAAACGCAGGAGAAAGAGUCAACCGAGGCGGCGAAGACGAGCGCGAAGAGGGAAAAGUCCGCCGAGAGGGAAACGGGCGAGAAGACGGACAGUCAGGCGCCCGCGGGUGUGAGCGCCGAGCAGAGGAAAGGCAGGGCGGCCGCAGACGCGCUGAACAGGCAGAUCAAGCAGGUCAUGUCCACUUCUAGCAGCUAUAGGACUGAGUUCAAGGCCUAUAAGGAUGUGAAACUAGUGAAGGCCAUUAAAGCUCCAGAUCAGUACAAACCCCCAGUGAAGGAGGCCAGUUUGGAAACCAGCUACAGCGCCACAUACAAGGGGGAGCAGAUGAAAGCUCAACCCACCGACAACAAGCUGGUGGAGCGCAGGCGGAUACGCAGCCUGUACAGUGAGCCGGGCAAGGAAGCCGCCAAGGUGGAUAAACCUGUUUCUCGCACCAAACAAAAAAAGACGCCAACAACAACAACUGGGAAAAUGGUGAAAAAAUCCAAGGAGAAGCAGAUUGCUAGUUCCCAGUCAGCCAAGAAGAAACCGUCCUCUUGUGCCCCGAAGCCCAAACCAGAUGGAGCCGUCACAAAGAAAAGCAAAGAGAUCAGCAAUAGACUGGCUGAAUCAAAGCAGUAAAAGUAGUACUCAAAACCUUUUUCCAUCAUCGUGAUCAAAGGCAAUCUUGACAAAUUUGGCAAAUUUCUUCUGUCUGGUUUAUUUCUCUUCCUGUUUUUGCCGGCCUGUCAUAUAUUGUUGACCUUCUAAUGGGCACUGGUGUCAAGCUUUUAGAAUAAUGCAAAUAAUUGUGUGAGAGCGUGCGUGUAAGUGUGUGAUUGUUUGUUUUUUGGUGCACAGAACCGCUUUAUAUUGUUGAGCACAUAAUUUGCACAUUAUUUAUAUGAGUUCUGUUUAACAUUGAACUAUUAAAAAGAGCUAUUGGUACACAUAAGUGUGAAUGGACAUUUAUAUCUUUCUCGGAAUGACAAUUGAGAGGAAUAUAAAGAUUGUAUGAAAUCUCAAAUGGAUGCUUAUUCUUCCAGACUGUAUCACACAGGAGGUUUUGUAAGAGUACAAAAUCUGUUUUAUAGUUGCGUUUGCUAGUUACAGUGCCUCUGCUGUAUGGUCCUGGUUUUCAUUUCAUUGUCCUGGAUGAUAACUGGUUUUAUCAGUUUGGUUGCUAAGAAACCAAAUUAACUGUAAUAUAAUUGCUACAGCUUGCAUGCAGUUUUUCAGUCGAGUAGGAACAUUUUAGCAGACGUAAUGUCACAUUUUAGCGUGUAAAUUGAGCCUUUUAAGAUAAAUAUAUAGGGGAAAGACCUUUUGAAAUAAUGCAUGUUUAGUGAUAGAAUCUGGCCACACUUUAGAAACAAAAAUACAUACACUAAGUAAAAACACACCACCUGUAUAGUGUCACCAACAAACAUAUUUCUGGCAAAUUUGAAUGAACAUCAACUUCUUCCAUUAAAUGACAUUACUGGAGUUUUUAUGACAACUUUUGUGACUACUCCAUCCUCUCUGUGCUAAAUAAGAAGAAGAAGAAAAAAUAUGCAUUUAGGUCUUAAGGGGGCGAACCUAUCGUUACUCAGUAGAUGUGUCCUUCUGAAUUGGCUGAUCUCUCCAGGUGAUGAAGGACAAGGAAUGUGCCAGGACUCAAAAGUUCAGCUCUUUAAAUUGCUGCUGUCUGAAAAUACGCAAACAUCAUCUGUUCUUUCUAAGCAUUAAAUUAAGUAUUUGUACUUAAAGCCACGGUGUGUGAGAGCCUAUUUGAGCACUAUCACGGAGUGUCUGCUUCCAGUUUUGGCUUCAAUGUGUGUGUGUGUGUGUGUGUGUGUGUGUGUGUGUGUGUGUGUGUGUGUGUGAGAUGGAGUGAGAGAGUUUUCUGUGUACACCUCUAUCGCCUGCUGCCACUAGACGUGCUGCUGAGUCCUCCACCACCCUGGUGCUAUACCUCUCAUUGUGUAUGCUGUCUGGUUUGGAUUGUGUGGAGUCGAGCAAGAGACAAAUGAUGUUAUGACGACGUCAUACCGCUGCAAACAUGUAGUGAUAUUGUGUUGUACUCUCAUCUUGCUCAGAAUGAACUCCGAUUAAAACAAUGACACAAAA